UAUUUUCUCUCCUCAUCCCUCCACAGUCCUCCUCAGUCCUCCUCUUACCCUCCAUACCGCGGUGAAACCCCAACCCGACUCCUCCCGGCGAUGCUUCACUGAUUAUUAACUCCGAACCUGAGAGAAAGUCCGUGUUUUAUUCGGGAUUUGGGGUGUUUUUCUGAGGGAGAACCGCAGCAGCUGCUCGCCGUCGGUUCCGCUGGAAAGUGACCGUUGGAAAGUUAGCGCGAGCGCGCCGCCGUUGUUCUGGUAUAAAUAGUGUGAGGAGGAAAGUUCGGGAAUGUCUCUGUCUGUACCUCAGAACGGACAGGCCGAUAACCAACCCACCAUCGAGCUGUUCGUCAAGGCGGGCAGCGAUGGCGAGAGCAUCGGGAACUGCCCCUUCUCCCAGCGUCUCUUCAUGAUCCUCUGGCUCAAGGGCGUGGUCUUUAACGUCACCACCGUCGACCUGAAGAGGAAACCUGCGGAUCUUCAGAACCUGGCACCCGGAACACACCCUCCCUUCGUCACGUUUAACGGAGAGGUCAAGACCGACGUCAACAAGAUCGAGGAGUUCCUGGAGGAUGUGCUCAGCCCUCCCAAGUUUGUGAAACUGGCCGCCCGGCACCCCGAGUCCAACACGGCAGGGAUGGACAUCUUUGCCAAAUUCUCCGCCUAUAUCAAGAACUCCAAACCAGACGCCAAUGAGGCUCUGGAGAGAGGUCUGCUGAAGACCCUGCAGAAGCUGGACGAGUACCUGCGCACGCCGCUGCCCGACGAGAUCGACCACAACAGCAUGGACGACAUCCAGGUGUCCAGCCGCAAGUUCCUGGACGGAGACGAGAUGACUCUGGCCGACUGCAACCUGCUGCCCAAACUGCACAUCGUCAAGGUGGUGGCUAAUAAGUACAGAGGCUUCGAGAUCCCCAAAGACUUGAUGGGCCUCUGGACCUACCUGAACAACGCCUACUCACGCGACGAAUUCGCCAACACCUGCCCCAGCGACAAGGAGAUCGAGAUCGCCUACGCCGACGUGGCCAAGAGGCUCGUCAAAUAAUGCCUCGCCGAAUAACCUCGCAUCCCUCCGGACACACACACACACACACACACACACACAGGGACCGUUUCCUUUAUCUUCAUACGAGAGGAGAAGCUCUGAACUCUUUUUACAUAUACCAUAUGUGCUUUAUAUUAAACACACACACACACUAA
Molecule: messenger RNA, 1191 nt
Organism: Trichomycterus rosablanca
Lineage: Eukaryota; Metazoa; Chordata; Actinopteri; Siluriformes; Trichomycteridae
Gene: clic4
Product: chloride intracellular channel 4
Exons: 6
Coding region: 281-1036 (251 amino acids)
Source: RefSeq, a predicted model, not a curated record